AUGGCUUCAAUAGACAGCCCCAAAAUGGACUUUACAACAUUCCACAACACGAUUGAUGGCAAGCUUACAACCACAUCGACCACACGCCACGGAAUCAACCCGGCCAAUAAACAGCCACUCGCUGAGGUUCCCGUUUCAACGCAGGCAGAUGUCGAUAAUGCAGUUGCUGCUGCACAAGCUGCCUUCAAGAAAUGGUCUAAGACUUCCUUUGAAGAGCGUAGGACGGCUCUCCAUGCGUUUGCCGAAGGGUUGGACUCGUACAAGGAAGGGUUUGCCGACCUUUUGACCACCGAGCAAGGAAAGCCUCUAUUCCAAGCUAAUAUCGAGAUCAAUAUGGCUGUGAACUUUGUCAAAGUUCUCUCCACGUUGGAACUGCCAGAAGAGGUCCUUGAAGACACAGAGGAACGCAAGAUUCUCGGCCGCUACACCCCGUUGGGUGUCGUUGGUGGGAUUAUCCCAUGGAAUAGUCCAAUUCUCCUAGCCUGUGGAAAGAUGGCAUGUGCUAUCUAUACGGGUAACUCGAUUAUAAUUAAACCAUCGCCAUUCACCCCUUACUGCGACCUGAAAUUAGGGGAGCUUGGGAUACAGUAUUUCCCACCUGGGGUCUUCCAGGUUCUUAGUGGUGGGGAUGACCUCGGUCCUAUGAUGACAAUUCAUCCAGGGUUCGAUAAGAUCAGCUUUACCGGGUCGAGUGAGACCGGAAAGAGGGUCAUGGAGAGUUGUGCAAAGACGCUGAAACGAGUAACACUCGAAUUAGGUGGAAACGACGCGGCGAUUGUGUGUGAAGAUGUUGAUAUUGAUGCAAUUAUUCCAAAGGUUGCGAUAACAUCCUUCCUAUGUUCCAGCCAGAUCUGCAUGAUGAUUAAACGUCUGUAUGUUCAUGAGAGGAUCUACGAUCGAUUCCGUGACGCCCUAGUCAAGCAUACUAAGGCGCUAAAAUCCGGCGAGGGUCACAUACCUGACGUAUUCUUCGGUCCGGUUCAAAAUAGUAUGCAGUAUGAGAAGGUCAAAUCACUUAUUGAAGCCAUUAACAAGGAGGGGGUCAAGCCCGCUCUUGGUGGAAAUACCGAAGAAUCAGAGGGUUACUUUAUCACACCUACUAUUAUCGAUAACCCCCCUGAGACAUCACGCAUUGUGACUGAGGAGCCCUUUGGCCCUGUCCUUCCUCUUCUUAAGUGGUCCGAUGAGGAUGAUGUUAUUGCUCGCGCAAAUAAUACCAAGAUGGGCCUCGGAGCCUCUGUCUGGACCAAGGAUCUAGCCCGUGCUGAGAGAAUAGCUAAGCAGCUAGAAGCUGGGUGUGUAUGGGUUAACUCUCAUUUUGACGUUGCCCCUAAUGUUCCCGUUAGUGGACAUAAAUGGAGUGGUAUUGGAUCCGAGUUUGGCAUUAGCGGAUUGAAGACUUAUUGUAACCUGCAAUCCCUCUGGUUAUCGAAGAAGUAG
Molecule: messenger RNA, 1440 nt
Organism: Microsporum canis CBS 113480
Lineage: Eukaryota; Fungi; Ascomycota; Eurotiomycetes; Onygenales; Arthrodermataceae
Product: aldehyde dehydrogenase
Exons: 3
Coding region: 1-1440 (479 amino acids)
Molecular function (GO): aldehyde dehydrogenase (NAD+) activity
Source: RefSeq, a predicted model, not a curated record